AUGGGACUACAACCAAACAACCAGUUUGAUUUCCAUGCCUUAAUUCAGCUUAUUCAACAAUAUCACCUGGUGUCAUUUGAGCAGAUUCGACAAACUAUUGUCACUUUGUAUCCAAGCAUACCGGUUGACGGAUCAUCACAACUGGAUCCAGUUGCAUUGGUGAGAUGUUAUGUAUUGUCUAUUGUUCAUGUUGGUGCUGAGCCAUGCGAGUCGCUUGCAUCAUAUUCUAAUGCUGGUGAUCUUCAAUCGUUUGUAGAAGAGGCUCGUGAACUUAUUGUCACAUUAUGUAACAUUCAUGAGCAUAUUAGCAACACUGGAAAGACUAAUUCAAUUGAAUCAAGCAUGAAGUCUGAUGUCACUCUCUUUGAAUCAGAAAUAGCAAAGUGGACCAGUUUAAUUUUGGCAUGGUCACCAUUUCUUAGUAUUCACCAUCCAGAGUGGGCUCAACAGGUGUUGACCUUUAGAAAGGGUAUACCUACAUCACUAUUACAAAUUAUACACAAAACGGUAAUUAAACUCAUCAAUGAAUCUUUGCAACAGCUGAGCCCCCACUCAAUUUAUAAGAUUCUGGAGAAGCUGCUGUUUAUUCCCAAGGAGGUUGUUGAAAAGUUUUUAAGAACAUACCAGCCUCAACAUGCUGAAAUGUUGACUCAUGAUGUAGUGUGGCAAAAUCUGUUUACCCUUGUCAUCAGUCGGUUUGAUGAUUGGAAACCUCUAAAAUCAAGCAUUUUGGUUUUGCUAGAGUCCGUCGCUCAAAAAGCUCGAAAUCGACUACAUUUCUUUAAGGACGUACUACGUUUAGCACAACCACAACGCUGUCCUGAUAUUCUGUCAAGUGAGGGCUCAGAGUUACUACAUGAUUUGAAAGAAUUCUUGAUUAAUUACUUGAAAAAUGCAAAAGGCUAUCUGCAAGUACAAUUGGGAAGUGUACUGGAUCUGUUGGACUCAGAUGGACAAUCACAAUUACGAGACACUCUACUUGAUGUUUUCUGUGAGGUUAUCUUACCUAACCAAGAUGAAUUUCUAGAGCAACAAACAGAUGCAGUCAAGCAGUUUCUUAGUGACCUUUCAAGUGAAUUGAAGACAUUGGGAGAGAAAAUGAGCAAGAACACAUUACCUAACAAUGGGAUCAGAAGUUUAACAUGUUGGCGAUUAUUGGUUCAUUGCUGUCAAUGUGCAUCACCUUCACAGCUUACUCUUACUAAUCCACCAAGAUGGAAGGCACUGGCAAAUGUUCUUAAAUUUUUUCAUACCUAUUGGCCUUUGUCCUCAUCGGAAACUUCUGUAGUAUCCAUUCAAACAAGCACUGAGGCUUUACUUACAAAAGACAUGCAAGAAUAUGGGUCAUGGUAUUUUGCUGUUCGUGAAUGGCUUUAUGGUAUUCACCAUCGUGUUGUUAAUGGUGAAAUUACACUUGGUGAACUGAACGAUUUUGAGCAGAAUUAUUACAGGGUAAAGGAGUUGUAUGACUCAUUUUUGUACUCAAGCUUUCUCAUUGCAGUUGACGACAUUAAUGGCAUGGUUAAAGAGUUUGAGAAUGUGGCAAUGACACUUACUCCAUAUCUCCUAUAUGAAACAGCUAGUCACAAAUGGAAAAAGACACAAGAUUUAUUGGUCUUUUGGGGCGUGAAAAUUGAUAAGGAGCUGUUCCAGUUAGUGGAGAAAAGUUUAGAUUUCACACAGGUCUACUCAGAGAAGACUGUAGGCAGUAUGAAUGCGUGCUUGUUGUCUUUUAAGCCAAGUGUCAGAUACAAAGACAUUAAGGCUAUUCAUGACAAAGUCAGCUUGUGGUUAGUUCCGAUUAUUGGUGACAAGAACAUGCUCUACUACUUUUCUGCUCAUGAAAGUGUUCUGUUUCAAGUAUAUUUGGAGGAACAGCUAACAGAUCAUUUACAACACAGUCAAGUACAAAGUGAGGUAGCUGGCCAAACUCUAGCUAUUUCACGAAACAGUGUGAUGGUUAGUUCUAUUUUUGGACUUGGGUCAGACAUCACUGAUGCUGAUGAUGAAGAUCAAUCAAUGAGUAAUACAAGAAGUCUUCAUACAUUUGCUGAAGGCUUGCAAAAAACUCGCAGUUGCUUAACUCGACUAUUAAAUCAAACAGCAAGGUUUCAAGAUGUGUCUGUUAUUGGACAGGAACGGUUUAGAGGGGUAGAUGUUGACAGAGAAUUUGCUACACUUGUGGAGUACUCUGAAUUUAGAGACUUGAGUGUCUCCAAGUCAGUGCAUAGUGGAAUCAGUGAUAUGCUGAGUCUCAUUCAAUAUGCUGGUGUUAUACAGACUGUUAUCAGUGUGUGUGAGCAGUACAACAUGAGAAAUUGUUUGAGUGAUCAGAAGUUCAUCAGGCUGAAGGAGUUUGGUGCAAAGUUGCAAAACUCUUCUCAAAUGGAUGAACUAACAAUUGCUGAAAGCAGUGAGGAGAAGAAGAAGCUGGACAUGCUUUUUAUGGAUACGCCGGUCAGCAGACUGCAUGUGUUUGAUGCUGUUCAACAAAGUGAGGAGUUUUUUACUUUCAUUUGUGACAACAAAUUCUACACACACACAGGAAGAAUCAGCUUUAGCGAGCAGGUUGGUUUGAUAACCAAUCAGUUGAAAGAUCAAGAGUACGAUGAAACAGUGCUGAGUCACUUGCAAGUUGCUUUUCAGUGUGUGGUACCUUUCACAGACCCAAAUGUUACAUUCUCAGAUCUUCUUCAAACUCUGAAACAAUCUGAUGUGUUUAAGUUAUUGAAUUGGAUGCAUCCCAUGCAUACAGUUAAUACUAACAUAGCCACUAUCAAGAUGUGGUUUUCGAAAGCUGAAGGUGAUACCCUUGAAAAUGUGACACGUGAUUUGGAGGCAAUGAUGACAUCUGGAUUGUAUGAUUUUCAUCUCGGUGUGAAAGUAAGAGAUGGAAUUUUAGAGACAUUCCUGUUGACUUCUCAAGCAUCUGAUGAAUGUGAUCUUGAGCUUGUUUACACUCGCCAAUCAGAAAGUGUUUUGGAGGCACAAACUUUAUCAGAUCAAGCAUUAUCAAGCAAUGCCAUUGAUGUCAUGAGGUCUUUACCUCAUCAUUUUUGUGUAGCCAGGAAGCUUGCUGGUGGUGAAGAACCAACUCUUAGUGAAAAAGUAAAAGGCAUUGAGCAACUACGCAUGGAAGCUAUCAGCCAUUCCAAACAAGGCUCUCGUGGUCGAAUUCGUACUUCUGUAACUUUGAAGGCAGAAGUUCGAUUGCAUGGUGAAGAGUUAGAUGAUUUUGUUCGUAAGUUGGGGUUUAUGCAGGGUGAGGGUAAUGACCAACAACAGGUGCAAAUGAGAAAGUUUUUGAAGAAGAAGGAAUUGGUGCAGGAUAUGUUUGAUGUAUGCUCUCAACUUCACAGGCUUGGCGAACCAAAUUAUCGAGACAAACAGCUUCAACAUGGAGUUGCCACUAGUCUGGAAGAUACAAAAGAUCAAUUGAAGAUGUAUCAAGCUGACUUAAAGACUUGGCAACAACAUGUCAGUGAUUUGCAGAAGAAAUAUGAGCAGUUGCUUUUUUUCAAUAUUCGACAAAUUCUUGCUUUGGCUAAGGCAUUGACAAGUAGAGACUUUUUAGAGGUUGCAAAUUUUGUUUCUCCACUGUUUACAAAUAGCCAAGAUUUUGUUAAAGUCUUACAAAGCAAGAUACCUCAGUAUUGCCAGCAGAUAAAGGACGCUUUUGCUACUGUGUCACCUUUUCAGCUGUGUGGAGAGUUCCUAACGGCACUAGUAGCAGAUGAUGCUAUAAUGACAUAUUUGGUCCCAAAACCAAAAAGCUAUAUCAAGAACUCUGAACCAGUUGGUCAUACUGUUGGUCAUACUAUUCAUAAAGCAUAUUCAUUUGGUCCUGAUCAAAUUCUUCGACUGCUAUUUCAGAUAUAUCAAGGGCCUCCUGAGUCGUUUGAGGUGUUACGGUGUACUGCCAACACAACGGCAGAAGACAUUAGCCUUUUUCUCCAAAGGGCAGCAAAAUUUGCGCACAGAGCAUUUGUAAUGGUGCAUGUGAAUCACCUUAGAACCAACCUGCAAGAACAAGUUCUUCGAUUUCAACUUGAUCCAACAAGUCAAUCAGUGCAAAUGCACUAUAUCUUGGAUUGGCAUUCCAUUUGCCAUGAUGCUCCUUGGAUCAAUGUUAAGCAUUACAAAGAAAGUAAACUUAAACUUUCAGAGUCAGCAGUAUUACAGCUGUGCCAAGAAAGAGUGCUGCAACCUCUAGGCAUGAACAGAAUUGAUGUAGUAUUUGGUAGACCUGGCGAUGGGAAGUCUCACUACAUCAAAAAGCAGAUGAAGUUGUGCAAAGGUGAUACUUGCAUUAUAGCAGUGCAUGAGGCAUUUAGUGUGCAGAAGGCCAUUCAAAUGCUGCAAUCAAUGAAACCUCAAGUACAUCCACAAGGCAACUGCGUUUACUUUAACAUUACAAUUUCACCUCCAAGAAGCACAGACAGCAAAGAAGCAGAGCAAUAUUGUCACAUUAUGAAUGAGUUUCAUUGGUUUUUGUUUGACUUAGUUGGCAUGAGUUUUGUACAGGACUCUGCAACAGGCCAGUCAUUUAGGCUCAAAGCUGGAUAUAAUUGGCAGUUUUAUGUUGAAGUUCCAUCAGUUGCUGAUGAACAGGAUGCUGGCAAAGGAUUGAUGAACUUUCUUGCUUUAGUGCCUUUCCUGAAAUAUGUUGGUAGGCAGCAUCAUGUCAAACAGGAUGACCCACUUGAUAUCACUGAUGAUAUGCAGCUAGUGUGCAAGUACCUGAAAGCAUUGAAGAAUCCAAAACACAUAAAUCGUUUGUAUCGUCGUAAUCGGCAAGUAAAAUUUUCUACUGAUCCAGACUUGGAUUAUCAAACAUGUCAUCAACUUCUUCAAGAAGCAAUGGAAGAUCACGUCAGAAAAAAUAAGAUUAUGCAGGAGCUAUUUGUGAAGUACAUGAAACGACGAUGCAAAGUACUCGAGAACUUACCAGGAUUUAACUUCAAUCAAGGGGAAGGAUUUGCUGUAGAUAAGAAAACUGGGAAACAGAAACGCUGUGAUACAAAACAACUGGGCUCAACAUUGCUAUCUACAAUGUUGAGGGAAGUGAAUAGCUUUUGCCACCCUGACAUUCAAGAGGACUGGAAACUACAUUCUCAUCAACAGCUUGUAUAUGAUGUGAAAAAUGAAUCAGGUAGCAUCUUGUUUCUUUCAAUCAACCCAGACAAACUGGAUUCUGAUGAACGAGAGAAGCUCGAGAAAGUAGGGAUUGAGAUUCCAUCUGUAAGGGACUUGAAAAGUCGUCAACUGCUUGAUGAAUAUUUAGCCAGGGCUCUCAAUGUUGAUCAAGAAGCUUAUCAAGUACCUCCGAAGGGUCAAUCUAAAUAUGGACUUGCCCAAAUAGAUGAAGCAAAGUAUGUGUUAACAGUAGAUUAUGCUGUCAAGAUGCUUAAUAUUCAUGAAAGACGAAUGUGUGGUGUUCCAGUGGUCAUUGAAGGAGAAACAGGUGUUGGCAAAACAGCUCUUUUGCAAAUGUUGUCUCGUCUCUGGAAUAAGUCAUUGAUGAGAUCUCGCCGCAUUGCACUUGAUAGCAUAGCUGAAAUUUUACAAAUGAGAGCUGGGGCAGUGCAUGCAGCUGAUGAUUUUGAAGUCCGGUGGGACUCAGAGGAUGUGAAAGCAGCAAUUCAUGUUGCUAGUUGUAUCAAUACUGGGACUACUCCAGAUCGAGAGUUCGUCAACAAAGUAUGUUCCAUAUCGUGGGAAGACAUCCGGAAAGUACUGCUGGAUGCUGUUGUUGAUCCUUCCAUGUCCUUGUUUGAUAUUGACAAAACAGUAAUUACCAAUGCCAAAGAUCACAAUGCUUCCUUGCAUACUGCAAGGCUUCUGGAAGCCUUCUUGAGUGCACAUGUGAUGAACACUUUUCAUAAAUUGAAUGUGCAUGCAGCUCUUACACCAAAAGACUUUCAUCAAUUCUUUACUCCAAUAUUUAAGCAAGCAGAAGAGCUGCAGAAACUGACGAUGGAACGGAGUGGAGAACAACCACCUACAGUUGUUGUUUUUCUUGAUGAAAUUAAUACAUCAUCAUGCAUGGGGGUUAUCAAAGAAUUGCUUGUUGAUCGGAGCGUAGAUGGUGGUUUAGUUCCAGCUAAUGUCUUUCUUGUUGCUGCUUGCAAUCCACAUCGGGGUAGCAGUGCUGUCAUAUGUAAGUCUUCAAAGCGAGAUGACUGGGUUUUGGGCUCUUAUUAUGUUAGACCACUUCCACCAACUCUUCGUUUUCUAGUUUGGGAUUAUGGUGCUUUGGAUGAAAGCCAAGAACAUGAUUACAUUCAAGAAAAGAUUACUAUGAAUCGUGGAGAAUUGAGUCUUCAAGUAUUGCAGCACACAGAUUUGAUUGCAAAGUGCCAAUCAAUAACUCGUGGAUUUGCGGUGGAGCAACUGCAGCAUGUUGAAUUCACGUCUAAGGAAGCAGUUACAAGAGCCAAGAGUUCAGUCAGCCAGAGAGAUAUUCAGAGGGUAUUCACUCUGACUGCAUACUUUGAAAAUUUUCUUCGAGACUAUUUUCAAUCAAAGUCUAGUGAGUGGAGGGGACGUACUGCUAUUUUAGCAUCACUUGGCAUUGUGUACUAUUUGCGACUGGAUGAAAAGUACAGGGAGAAGUUUGUCUCUCAUCUCAAGAAACUUGAAAUAAGUACUAGUGUUCAUGACUUCAGCAGUGUUUUUGAAAGUGUGAUGAACAAGUACGUAAAUGAGAUGUAUAUUCCAUAUGGAAUUGCUAAAACUAGAGCGCUAAAGGAGAAUCUGUUUGCAACUAUUGUGUGUACAGCUUGUGGUCUUCCUCUCAUUAUUGUUGGACCUCCAGGAUGUUCCAAAACUCUCUCCUUUAAUUUAGCUUUAGUAAACAUGAAGGGAGCAGAAUCUCGACAGUCAUUUUUUCGAAACACGAAGCACUUUCCAGCUCUUGAUUCAUAUCAUUAUCAAUGCUCAAGGCGAUCGACUUCACUUGAAAUAGAAAAUGUCUUUAAGAGAGCUAUUAAGCGACAAAAGAAUCACAACAUGUCUCAACUGCCAAUCAAGUGUGUUGUGUUCAUGGAUGAAGCUGGUUUACCAGAAGAAAGUCACGAAUCUUUGAAAGUGCUGCAUUAUUAUCUUGAUGACCCAAAAGUGUCUUUUGUUGCAAUUACUAAUCACAUUCUUGAUGCUGCGAAGUCCAAUCGAGCUGUUAAUCUGUUUCGUUCGCAGACAGACGAAAAGGACUUGAAGAUGCUGGCUGAAGGUUGUCUUUGCUCUAAUCCUUCUCAGCCACCACCAGAACUUCAAAGCAUCAUAGCUGCUGUUGAUAAAUUUUGUGUCGCUUACAAAAGUAUUAUGGUCAAGGAGCAUUUUAGAAAGUUCUUUGGGCUGAGAGACUUUAUUCACUUUAUCAGCUACAUUCGACGUCAUUGUGGUGAAUUGACUCCUGAACGUGUAUUGAAUGCACUUGAACGAAACUUCAAUGGCUUAGAACAAGACAAUUUUAGAUCAAUUGCAGAAACCUUUUUGAAACAGAUGAAUUGCUCUCUUCCUUUAAAUAGUCUGAAGCAAAGAAAUACAAUAGAGGUAUUACGAGAGAGUCUUGCAGAUGUCAGUCUUGCUCAAUCAAGAGAGAAUGAAGAUAUUGAAGCAGAAGUUCGAUACAAACUGGUUAUUGACACAAGUGAUGAUGAUUCUAUGGUAAGACUCUUGUUCAAGUAUAAUGUCUUGGACCAAUCUUCAACUCGCACAUUUACAUGCAGCAGCUUUCCUGGUGAUGGUGAAAUCCAGAGAGUCCAUGUCAUAUCUGCUAUCAAGCAUGCUAUUUUGGAAGGACGAACUGUCAUUUUCAGGCAGACUGAUGACAUCAACGAGAGCUUUUAUGAUCUCUUUAAUCAACACUUUAGAAGAAUUGAUGAUGCGAAAUUUGAUGGUGGUAGACGUUAUUAUGCAAAUAUUGCCAUUGGGUCACACUCAAAACCUUGUAGGGUCGAUCCUAAAUUUCAGUGUAUUGUGCACCUACAACAAUCUGAGGUUGAUAGUGCACCUGCUCCAUUUCUGAAUCGAUUUGAGAAGUUCUUAGUGUCACAAGAUGAUCUGCUGCAGACUGCUAAUGGCGCAUUGCCUCCAGUGAUAGGCCAACUCAUGUCUUUAGUUAUGGAUAAAUCAAAGUCGUUCUAUGAGGCCGUCGGACAGAGGACUUUUUAUGGUUCUACGAUGCAGACAUUGCAGUCUCUGUUUUUGGAGCUUCUGCCUCCUGUCAAAGAGAAACGAAAUCACUUUCUGGAGUCUAUUGUUGAAUCAUUCAUCUACUUAGAUGAUAGCAACAAUAAUGAGGAUGAGGAUGAAGAGGAGGAGGAGGAGGAGGAGGAUGGUCAGGAUGAGAAGGCGUACUAUUACAUUGACGAAACUGUGUGGGAUCAAGAAGCUCCUACAGUCAUUGAACAUCUAGAAGAUGUUCUUAGAAACAAGCUGGGAUUUCAUUUCUCGACGAGAGCUAAACAAGAACGUCAAUUUCAAUGUAGUGCAAUCUUUUCUGCUGUUCUACAGCUAUUUGAUGAAUCUGAUGGAAAUGUAUGCCGUCAUGAACUUGCUGCAAAUCCAAGAAUUAUUCAGUUAUGGCUUGCAAAAGGCCUUCAUGAUUUGUCUCGCAGACCUUUUCUAACAACAAGCAUGACGAUUAGUGGACACUAUGGGGGUGCUGUAAGUAGAGACUGCAGUUUUGCUGUUGCAACAUUUGUGCAGUGGACUGUGUUUCAUGUAUGCAGUAGUCUGUUGAAAAUUGCAACUCCAGAAUCCUUAAUUCUGCAGCAUGGAAAGAUUCCACAGCAGUAUGUUCUGGAGUACUUGAAUUUUCAACCUCACUUUGCUUUGAAAGAUGUCAUUCUGGCUCACAGAGAUUUUCCUAAAGCACCAGGAUUUGCUUCUAAGGUGAUGUGUUUCACAAGAACUACUGCUGCAAUCCACAAAUUGCCUUCUAGCUAUUCUUGGAGUAGCACUGCAAAUGAUGACAGCUUUAGUAGUCAGACAAUGAAGAAGUUGCUGCCUGGUGGUUUGACCUGUAGUGUAAUGAUGUUAAAGCUGGAAAGUGUCUAUACUUUAGAGUCUUUCACAAAUUCUUUAAGGGAGUUUAUGGAGAAUAGCUUCCCUGUAUUUCUUGUUAUUGCCAACAUGAAAAUUUGUAAUCAGAAGAGGAUCAACCAUGUACGAGCUCUAAUAGAAGAAUGUGAACUGACAUCAACAGUUAAUACUAAUGGUACUUCGGGUGUGAAAAGAAGCUUUGUUCUCUUACUCCAUUUUCCUCCAAGUUUGGGUCUGUCCAAGGCGUGUUAUCCAACCUUGUUUCUACAUGGAUGGGAACACAUUUAUCUUGAUAGCAGUUUUGAAGUAGAACAGACAGAUCUGGUCAAUUUGUGCAAUUGGAUGCAACUGUAUUUCUCAGAACAUGGCCAGUGCAAAACCGGUAUCAGCUGUGUGUCAGAGCUUUUUGGUCUGUUUUUGGGAAGGUUAAAGGAAAGUCUGAAACAACUUUUGCCUCAGGCAAUUGAUGUUGCAGUAGCUCGUGUCAAAUUUGGAGCAGUUAAUGAUUGUUACUUAAAUGGGAAAUUGGAUGCUAGAAAAAGAGCAGAAUUACUGCAGGAACUUCUGAUCAAGUUUCCUAGUCUUGCAGAAUUUUUGUGUGAAAGGUUUGCUAAGCUGUGGGACCUUGAAACCAUUGCUGAUCAGCUGUUAACGGCAGUCCAGUCUCAAGAUUCAUGCUUAACGGUUUCUGAAUGCAUUCAGAGUCGACUCAGGACUUUGUUUUAUAACUACACAUCACUAUCUCUUUUCCAACUAAAUAAAGACUACAACUUGGAAAUUCUUUGUGAACCUUGCACGUUAAAUGAUGAAGAUCUUGCAGUAAAGGACUUGUUUGUGAAGAUGUGUAAAACGUUACCAAUUCCUCAGCUCAAUGAACUUUGGUUGCAGAACCAUACAUUUGAUGCCAGAAAAGCUGUUGGUCAUAGUCAUCAAUGUCCUGUAUUUCCUUUCUUCAGUCUUGUUGCACAAGAGAUGGAACAAACCCUUGAUCGCAUUCUGGUAACAAUGAAUGAAGAAGUUGCAUCUGACCUUAAUGAUAAACAAAUGGCAGACAAGGGAGAAAUGAAAUCAGAGAAGAAGGGUGUCAACCGUCGUGACAUAAAGAAGAAAGCUGCUUCUCAGUUGUUGGAGAUGCUGACAUCACCAGUGGAAGACACUACUGUGGACGGUCUUGCUGCUGCUCGGUUGGCUUGUCAAGCAAUAGAUGGCAGCAAGGAAUUGUGGGAUCGAUAUUUGGCUGAUUUUGCACGUGUGCAAUGGCACUGUUACCUUGGACAUCACAGGAGCCAGGAGCAUCAUCUACUGAAGACGUGGCUUGAUGGCUUGCAAGGAUACUCAGCCAAGGAGUGCUUUGUUGAACUGCACGUUAUUGCUCGGUUGUCCCAGAAAAGUGUUAGUACUACUGUUGCUGCCUUGCGCCCACUGGAGUCAUUGGAAGCUCUUUAUGUGGAUAUCAAGCCGUCUGAUAUCUCUAUGGAUAUAACUGAAUCUGGACGAGAACUUGAAGGGCAACUGUACACUUACAUUACUAAUGUGAUGUAUGGCUAUUUGAAGAACAUGCUUUGGGUCCCAUUGUUUGUUGACAGUACAUCCCCAUCAUGUACUGAAGGACCAUUAAUGAGGUGGUGUUUUGCAUAUCAAAACUUGAUUGCUAGCUUAUCUGCCAUGAGAGUGUAUCGACCCAAAGAUGUGUAUGUUCGAUCUAAGCUUCAAGCCAUUCACACCAUAUUUGUUUUUGUGAAAGCACUCAACUUUGAUCAAUCUGCUUUUGCUACUGCAGCAGCAGUGAACCUAGUGCAGGAGAUAUGUCAGACAUGUGAUGCUCAGGCUAAUAGUUUAAGACAGAUUUCUUGUAGCGUUCAGAGCUUGGUAUUGAGGAGCAUAGUAGAAAGUGGUCUAUCAUGUUUACGUCAAGCCUAUCAGUUUAAAGAAAAAGAGCUUUCACGGUCUGAUGUGGAUGCCUUGUUCAAUGCAGAAAAUGCAUUUGUAGAGGAUGUUCUGACGUUUUACUUUCCUGUUGUUCCACCAGGCAGUGGCUUAUUCUGCUCAUUGCCUGACUGCGAUUGGCUGUUGACUAUGAUCAACAGCCAGCACCAUUGGUCGGUUGAAACUGUGCAGCAGCCAGGAGAUCGGGCUCGUGCAACAAGUCAAAGUCUGUCAAAGGAGGAGUCAGUCAGUAGCAGUGAUGACUUGCCUAUUGGAUCUGUGCAUUUUAAAGUUGCUCAGCACUGUUUAAUGCAAGCUCUGCAGUCAACAGUAGAGAACGACGAUAAGAUGGGUUUCAAUUCUGAGAUUCGUCAAAGGGUCGGUGAAGCUCUCUAUGACUCUAGUGCAACUGAUAUGGAAUCAUUUAUACCAGUAUGCUACCCUAAGCGCAUCAAUUCUUGCUCACAUCGACCAUUGGCUUCUGUUUACUUUCAUUGCUGCUUGGACCAACUAAAUGCAACUGUUAACAGCCCUGCUUUUUCUAAUUUGCUUCAACUCCUUAAUCAGUAUGAUGAGGAGAUUCAGUCAUCAAGCUACCCCUUUGUGGCUGUGUUGCAAGUAGAGUGUCAAGCUGUUACUCAGGUUGUUAUUCGGAAGUUCUCUGAGAUGUUUGAACCAGGAUCUGUUGAACUGCUAAAGCCAAUUCUCAAUGAAUGUGCCAUUGAUCGGGUCAACCAGUUGUUUGAUGAUGAGAGAUGGGGUGGUGGCAAAAGUAGUGGUCAUAUAUUAGCAUUUCUUCAUCAUUUGUCGCUACGUUUAAGGAGUACAGGAAAACUGAUUCGCAUUUUUACGGAGGAAUUUGAUACUUUCUGUUGUCCAUUUCCUUGGAUGUUGGAUGUGUUCAAUCAGCUCAAGGAAAAACCGAGAAGGCAAUCUCAGUUAUUGCCAUUUAUGUUGGGCGACAGUUCAGAUGAAAUUUUUCAGUUAACAUUGUACAAGCAGGUUAAAGAUCUUGUGGAUGUUGUAGCACAAGCUGCAUUAAAGGGAGACACCAAGCGUGAAGAUGUUGCUGUUGAUGAGCUUUGUAGCUUUUGCAAAAGUGAAGCAUGCAAAGGCAAAGAACACAGUGCACAUCUGCGGAUGAUGUUUUGUUUAGCUGUUUACUAUCAGCUGUAUGAAAAGAAGAUUUCAAGUCAGUGCUUAGCUGAGAAAGUGUUUGUCCUUAAGUGCAUUGAUUUGGAUGAACAAAAGUGCUGUUUAUUGGCAUGCUUUGCUGCUCCAAAGACUAUGGUGUGUUGUCCUGAACCUUCCAAUCCUAUAAAUUCUGAUGAAGUGAGACUUGAACUACAUGGUACUAAUGUUAGACGACAUGUGAAACAUAGGGAUAAGGAUACAGCAGACAGAGAUCCUCUUUGGGAUCUGUUCUGUCCAGCUAACAUUGACACACAAGAUUCCUCUGAUGUUGAUCUAAGACGAGCUCUUGCUUUUCUUGCUGCAGUCGUCGUGAGCCUUCCAGCAGGCUCAACUCAUGUUUGGACUCAUGUGUUCAGACCUGAUGCUUUAGAGGGAACAUAUGUCACUGGAAAUUUGUACCCUAAUGUUGUGAAACGUGAUGGGCUUUUGUAUGACUGUGGCUGUGAGCUGACUGCUGAUGGCUUUUGGGGGCGAACUGAUUAUGAAGUUCGUGGUCAGAAAGGCCCAUUAAACCUCCAUUCUCUUUAUCUCUUGCUUUGGAUCAACUUUGGUUCAUUUUGUUUGUCACUGUUGACUCAAUGUGAUGCUCAGCACGCGAUCAAAGGUGCUGUGAUCUCCGAGUGGCAGUCUGUACGUCACUACUGUCUCUCCCAAGUAAAAACAAUGUGGAUGCUAAUGAGAAACAACCUGAAUUUCUCUGAUGAAGAAAGGACUCUAUUUGUUACAUUAGCUUUACAUAAAUUCUAUGAAGUAGCACAAAGGACCAAUUCACCUCUCUGUGGCACAGUGUUUACUAAUUUGGAGGGUCUGGAACUGUACGAGAAAGUAUUUCACAAGAACGUCUUCCAGCCAGUUUUGCAACAGUGUGAAGACAAAACUACUACCGAUGAGAAAAUCUGGCAACAACAUCCUUUUUUGAUGUCUAUUAGACGAUUCUCAGCCACUUACCCUGUGCAGCCUACAUACAAAGACUUUUUGCACAGCCUUGAACACAUACAAGGGGCUAGUUGUGUAAGUGCCUCUGAGGAGUUGUCUGUUCUUUCUAAAUUUGUCAGAGAAAAGCAACGACUGCGUAUUGGUGGACUUCUCUUGCCAGAUUUAGUCGAGUUUUAUGUGUGGUUGCAUCAACAGCUUUCUCAUCUGGUGACAAUGAAACAGGCAUGUGAACUGUCUAUUGGGGAUGUUGUGGAACGACUUGCUAAUCGUUACAGCAGAAAUUACGCAGCCUACAUUCAAAGACUGUUUGCAAGAGUGCAAGAAAACUACAACAAGUUUGUUGAACUGAGUGGUGGAGUUAUCGGUCAAGGAGCUUGUUUGCAAGUGUACCGACAGAAUGAUCUACAACCGAUCAGUAAAAAGGAAACAAAACUAGCACAACUGCUGAGUGACACAAUAGAGGAGGAAGGUGGUCCGGAUGCUCUUUUUGUUGUUAUCAAAACUUUGGUUACUACUCAGAAUGACUUUAUGCAAGCAGUGAUGACAGCUGAUCAUUUUCUUGCAAAAAACUGUACAUCUUCAUCUUCAAAAUUUAUGCUACCAAACGAAAGAAAAGUUAGUGUCCUUGAAUUGCAAUUUCAUAACUGCUUGAUGGGAGACAUCACUCCAGAAGAGCUGCAACAAUAUUUAAAAAGAGAGGUUGAGUCAUCGAGUGAGGAGCCUGGAGCAGAGCUAAUGAAGAUCAUCUGUAGGCACCAUUUAUAUGUGCCUGGUGCUGGAAUUAUGGAGGAAGAAGGAACACCUGCUGAUCUUAUUGCUAGCUUGUUAGGAAGAUACAAUUUUAAAACAAACACAAUGUUUGAUUUUCACAGACUACAGCAAGAUGUUGUGACACAGUUUAUUGCUGGAAAGCCAUUUAUCAUUGAUCCAUCACAAAGUCGUAUCGUAUUCCAUUAUCGACAAGAGAAGGCUGUGCAGCUGCAUUCUGUGUUGAGAUCCUCUGACAACAUUGAUGUCCAUAUUGACUUACUUACUCUAGAGGGUGAACUUCCAAUGUCAUUUAAGAGCCAAUUAUCGGUAUCUCAGAAGAAAGAAAUUAAUAUUGUUUUUCAUAAUCUGAAUUACAGCGGCUUUGGUGAUGUGAUCAAAGCUCUUAGGGCUGUUGCCGGUCACCUUUCUCAGGCUAUCAUGGAGGCGGAAUCAAGUGGCAAAGAAGCAUUGAGUGCAAAGUGUGAACAGCUAGCACAAAUGACUAUUGGCAACUUCUUACUGGAUCAAGUGUACAAUGAAUCUGCUUGGAAUCCAGAAUUGGGAUCAAGAAUUGGAUUUCCAUGCCUGCUGGAUGAUCGCCAGCGUGAAGCUGUGCUUCAUACUUCUAUGUCUGAACUCUAUGAAACACUUAGUAUGUUGUCUUCAAAGCUGUGUGAUGGAGAGUACGAGUUCGCCCACCUUCCUUUAACACUUAAAAGUCCACUGUCUGACUCAGCCAUAGAAAGAAUCAACAACCUGCCUACAGCUUAUGCAGAGAGAGGCAAAACAUCAGCAGUUGUGGAACACAUUAGAGUCUUUGAUCAGACACUUCUCCAUUCUGAACAUGAUCUUGAGCAACACUCAAAGGAGAGUAGUAUGGCUCAUUACUUAGUUCAAACUAAGUUUUAUGAUUUGGAUGAACUUCCUGUUUGCUUGUUGCCAGAAGAGGUCAGAGUAGAACACUACAUGCAUCUUCGACUGGCCAUAAAAAGGGUUUUAGCACUGCAGGAAGGCAAUGCUCAGCGUGAUGAUGGCAAUAAUUAUCGCUGGUCCGAUGUAGUCUUGUCUUUACCAAAGGAAUUCCCACAGCUUGAUCACAGAUCUCAGCCUAAAUCAGCAUCUAUGGUGUCACAAGUGCCAUUUAUUGAACUGGGUGGCAAGGGUAGAUUGUAUAAUCCACUGUGGUUUGAAAGGCCAGGUGUUUGUUCAGAUACCAUGUCUGCAUCACCAGAUGAUAGAGAUGAUGAAGACAGUGAGUUUGAACCAGAUGAUGAUGAUGAUGCUAUGAAAACUGCAAUUCCUACACUUCGGCCUAUUGUUGUAUCUGAGUCUAACGAGUUGUUGGACACUAGUUCUACCAUAGAAGAUGGAGAUGAGAACACUGUGAAAACAGUUGAGUCAUCUGAAUCUUCAAGCAGUGAAUGGGAAGAAAUUGAAUUUGUAGAUGAACAGCUUGUACAUGAAGCUAGCAAACCUAUUAAUAUUGCUGGCAAUAGAAUGGGUAACAAACAGUUAGAAUUGCUACUUGCAGAAGCUGCAGAAGAAUCUCGCUCAACAGAAGCAACGGGAGAAACAGGAACAUUGGAUGUGAGCAAACUACUAGAGAACUUCAGUCCAGAUCAAAGAAAGAGUUUGAUGCAACAACUUCAGGCUGAGAAAGAGAAAGACUUAAGUUCUAUGACUGUUGAUGAUGUUGCACGGUUAUUGGAGGAGCAUGGGUUGAGUGAGUAUGUAGAAUCAUUCAAAGGAAAUGGGAUCGGUGGUGCCAUGUUUCAGGAACUUGACAAAGAUGCUCUCAAAGAUCUAGGGGUCAAAGCACUCCACUGCUCCAAGAUUAUGAGCAUCAUUAAACAGGAAAAGAAGCAGUGACUGUUGCUGUAUUGCACUAAAUAGUGUGUGGGUUGUUGAAAGGGUUUUCAUCAUUGAUUAAUGUUUUUAUGUUCAUUUUAUGCAAGUGGUUUCAAGUAUGGAAGGAAGUAGCAAGUGGUUGUUGUUACUGGUUUUUAAUAUCAAUCAUUUAGUAUGCAGUGCUUUCCUACAAUACAUUUUAUGCAUACGUGUAUGUAAGUUUGGCCUCCCUGUACGCA
Corticium candelabrum is the source of this 15941-nucleotide messenger RNA. RefSeq lists its product as uncharacterized. The coding region runs from base 1 to 15723 and encodes 5240 amino acids. Gene Ontology annotation, molecular function: ubiquitin-protein transferase activity; ATP hydrolysis activity; protein binding. The record is from RefSeq and is a predicted model, not a curated record. The transcript is spliced from 41 exons. Lineage: Eukaryota; Metazoa; Porifera; Homoscleromorpha; Homosclerophorida; Plakinidae.